Bombyx mandarina (wild silkworm) is the source of this 3166-nucleotide messenger RNA. RefSeq names its product AKT serine/threonine protein kinase (gene Akt). Gene Ontology annotation, molecular function: protein serine/threonine kinase activity; ATP binding. The record is from RefSeq and is a predicted model, not a curated record. Lineage: Eukaryota; Metazoa; Arthropoda; Insecta; Lepidoptera; Bombycidae. Gene Ontology annotation, biological process: protein phosphorylation.
ACCUCACUAUUCCGCGAGGCUACGUACCUACGUCGUAACGUCGCUUACCUACGUUUAUGUUUUCUGCAAGGAAAAACCAAAUUUUUUCGCAUUAAGUGAUUUGCAUUCAAGAAAAUGUUUUAUAUUGGUGCUCUGCGUGCGAACCAGUAUAGGUGAAAAUUGCGCGGCGGCACGGAGCAAACAAACGUGCGGGCCUCACGGGCAGCAGUUUGUUAUCAAACAGCUAGUGGCGAGGCGCGAGGGCCAUGGCGAUGGCGGCGCCCGGGAUCAUCGUGAAGGAAGGAUGGCUGCAGAAACGUGGUGAACACAUCCGGAAUUGGCGAGAUCGGUACUUCAUAUUGUUCGACACGGGGGACCUGGUGGGCUUCAAGACCCAGCCGGAGCGGAACAACUACAGGGACCCUCUCAACAAGUUCACCGUACGCGACUGCCAGAUCAUGGCUGUGGACAAACCUCGCCCCUACACUUUUACCAUACGUGGCCUGCAGUGGACCACUGUUAUUGAAAGGAACUUCUCAGUUGACAACGAAAAAGAAAGAGAAGAGUGGGUGAAGGCCAUCCGAGAAGUUGCCUCGCAACUGAGCACCGGAGGGCCCAGUUCAGCAUCGAUGUCCGAUGCUGACGAUCGCGACAUGGCACAGCUCGGCACCAGCUUCCGUGACCCCCGCCGCAUCACCUUAGAAAAAUUCGAAUUCGUGAAGGUGCUAGGCAAGGGUACGUUUGGGAAGGUGGUUCUGAGCCGUGAGAAGGGAACGGGAAAGCUGUACGCUAUGAAGAUAUUGAAGAAACACCUCAUUAUACAGAAGGAUGAGGUCGCGCACACCAUCACCGAGAACCGAGUGCUCAAGAAGACCAAGCAUCCAUUUUUGACGGCUCUCCGCUAUUCCUUCCAAACGGCAGACCGUGUCUGCUUCGUAAUGGAAUACGCUAAUGGCGGUGAAUUGUUCUUUCAUUUGUCCCGCGAGCGUUCGUUCACCGAGGACCGCACCAGGUUCUACGGAGCCGAGAUAGUAUCUGCUCUCGGGUACCUGCACUCCGAGGGUAUUAUAUAUCGGGAUCUGAAACUCGAGAAUUUGCUGCUAGACAAAGACGGACACAUCAAGAUUGCCGACUUCGGACUAUGCAAGGUGAAUAUAACGUAUGGACGCACGACCAAGACGUUCUGUGGCACCCCCGAGUACCUCGCCCCUGAGGUCAUAGAGGACUCCGAUUAUGGUCCCGCCGUAGAUUGGUGGGGUACCGGUGUAGUGAUGUACGAGAUGGCGUGCGGCCGGCUGCCCUUCUACAACCGGGACCACGAUGUGCUGUUCGGGCUCAUCAUCAACGAGGAGGUCCGGUUCCCCCGCAGCGUGUCGGCCGCGUGUCGCUCGCUGCUGGACGGGCUGCUGACCAAGGACCCUCGCGCGCGGCUGGGCGCCGGGCCGGACGACGCGCACGAGAUCAUGAACCACCCCUUCUUCGCGUCGAUCAACUGGAACGACCUCGUCGCCAAGAAGAUCCCGCCCCCGUUCAAGCCUCAAGUGGAAUCCGACAUCGACACCCGGUACUUCGACUCUGAGUUCACCGGGGAGAGCGUCGAGCUCACGCCGCCCGAGAACGAGAACAGCCUCGCCUUUAUACAGGAGGAGAGCUUCCCGCAGUUCUCCUAUCAGGAUAUAUGUUCAUCAGCGCAUUCAGCCCUCUCCCACAUGUCGCAUCACUCCGCGCUGACCGACAAACGGCACUAGCCCCCUCCACACACACACACCGAGCCGACGUAACACGUAAUAUCGACAGAAUUUAUAGUACCGUAAUAAUAUCGAUAAACUAAAUCUUAACUAUCGAUAAAUAUAUCGACUUUUUGACGUAUGCCAUAUUCGUUUAGAACGGAGUUUGAAAGUCACAAUUUAUGGAAUAUAGACAAAAUCACCAUUACGAUUGAAAACAAAAAAAAUAUGAAAAUCAAGUAAUAUGUGAAAUGAAAGUCUACUACUAUCGGAAAACGCAGCAAAUAAUAGAGAAGUAUAUUAAUUACAUUAAAAAUCGAUUUAUUCAACUCUGAGUUGUCGUAAAAUCUUUUAAGCCAUAUUGACGAUAGCAAGUUAUCGAUAAUAUUACGGUUACGCAUCGUGAGCCUUAAUAAUGACGAUUACGAGAAUGAUGUUAAUUCGAGAAAAAAGAAAUCGAUAGACAUUUGGUUUUUUUUUUGUAAGUUACCAUACCGUCGUCAUUGUACCGUCAUGUACAUUGUAACUAUUCGAAAUAGUAUAUUGACUAUAAUUACGUAUUGAAAUUACAAUCAAAUUAUUAUUUUUAUAUGUUACAUGUUCACUGAACAUCAAUAAAUACAUACACAAAUACAUAUAAUAUAGACGAAUCAUUAAUUCUGUUCUAAAAUGAAUGACAUUAUUGAUUUGAGUUGAUUGAUUUGUUCCUCUCAUCCGUUUAACAUCAUUCUCCAGCACUAAAAAUGUAAAAACCCUAAAAUAAAAAUCAUCUCGUUUAUUUUACUGAUCACAGGAAUGUAUCGAAGGUUAUGGAGCAACAUGAAUUUAUCUAUACACCCAAAUAUAAUAAUCUGAGACUAUAGUCAGUUGAAUUUCUCUAUAAGAUCCCUUUGCAAACGUUUAGAAAAAAUAACAACUUUAGUAAUUCGUAUUAAUUUAAAACAAUAAUAUCUUUAUACUAACACGCAUGUGUCAUUUGGAAUACUUAAGAGUCGACGCUACCGAAGGAACAGUUUUGUGUAAUGUAACAUAAUAAAAAUGCACCGUAUUCUCAAUAGCAGAACGCUCAUUUUGUCCCGUACCUAUAAAAUUGCUAUAUAAUGUACCGGCAUCCAUAAUUUGUGCGCCCGCAGUGUAUAGUGUGUUCUAUAGUCAGAGGUCAACGACCGAGCUAACUAGUGAUGUGGCGGUGUUCACUGCUUUAAAUUUAAUGAAAAUUAUUAUUUGAUUUUUGUUUAUCACAUCAUUAAAUAAACGAAAAACACGUAGCACCUUUAAUUUCGAACAUCCAAAAGAAAUAAUGAUAAAUUAAUAUUGGCUCGAAUUUCAUACUUCCUUUAAUACAAAAUCGGUUACAAAGUAUGCGAUAAGGCGGUGAAUCAUCGUGUGCCUAAAUCAUUAGCGGCGUGUUCCCAAACUGUACUAUUAUGAAUUAAAAAAGCUUAAUCAUGUAUCCUCAA